Molecule: messenger RNA, 689 nt
Organism: Lepus europaeus (European hare)
Lineage: Eukaryota; Metazoa; Chordata; Mammalia; Lagomorpha; Leporidae
Product: 5-hydroxyisourate hydrolase-like
Exons: 4
Coding region: 86-511 (141 amino acids)
Biological process (GO): purine nucleobase metabolic process
Molecular function (GO): hydroxyisourate hydrolase activity
Source: RefSeq, a predicted model, not a curated record
UGCUAGCGUGGGGAAAGCAGCUGACCCGGAGGCGGGUGACCUCUGAUCUGUCUGCUAGCCCGGCACAGGCGCCUUGGGGCGGGGCAUGAGCUCCGGGGCGGCCUCGCGGCUGCUGGUCCUCCAGCGACACCUGGACUACCCUGAGGGCGGUGGCAUGGAGCCGGUGGGCAGCCCACUGACCACACAUGUACUGGACACCACCUCAGGCCUUCCUGCUCAGGGCCUCUGCCUCCACUUGUCCCGGCUGCAGGACCUGGGCCAGCAGUGGAUGGAGCUGAGGACAAGCUACACAGAUCCAGACGGUCGGUGCCCCGGGCUCUUGACACCAGGCCAGAUGAAGGCCGGCACCUACAAGCUGUUGUUCGACACUCAGGACUACUGGAAGAGGAGGGGGCAGGAGAGCUUCUACCCUUAUGUGGAGGUGGUCUUCACCAUCACGAACGAGACUCAGAAGUGCCAUGUGCCUCUGCUGCUGAGCCCAUGGUCCUACACCACCUACCGAGGGAGCUAGAGUUCAGCGUAGCACACGGAGCCCGUCUGAUGCUCCCUCUGGCUGAGCCGCCCACCCAGUCCUCAGCAGAGGGUCUGUGACCAUCCCAGGGGCCGAAGUCACCUGCUUCCUGGGUGAGGGUCUGGCCCCCUGAAGUUUCUCAGUGGGCUGCAAUAAAUUCCACGCUGCCAUCUGCAAA